UUUUCGUCAGGCCACGUACUACUUUAGUCUUGGAACGGAUAGCAUAUUAAUAUCCGAGUAGUUCAUGGCAUUGACAUCGGACUCGACAAAUGAGGUGCUCAGCGUCCUUACCUACAGCCGACCAGACUUUCGUACAGAAGUACUGGACCUAAUUCCGUACGGAAUUUCGGACAAUUAUCUGUCCCCUCCAACAAGAUCUCUCGGGACGCUAGGUGUCCUUCCGAUUGAGCUCUUCGACUUGAUUUUCCGUUCAGCGGACUUGCGCGCUGUCGCAUCGUUCCAGCUUGUUAACAAACGCGCCAGAAUAAUCGUCCGCUCAUCCAUACCCUACAAAUACUUGCUUCUUCAUUCCCCCAGCGCGCUCUGUGCUUUAACUCGGUCAACUGCAUAUUUCACCGUCGGUCAGCUUUACAACGUACUAUGCAGCAGCACAUGCAGCGUCUGUAAUCAGUUCGGCGGCUUCAUAUGGCUUCCUGCAUGUAAGCGAUGCUGCAUGCCUUGCCUCAGGGAGUCUCCGCAGUUGAGACCCAUAACGCAGCGAGAAUCUAUGGCUGCAUUGGGUCUUAGGCGAAGAGCCUUGCCAGAUGAUCCUGGAACAUCUCAUAUCGGACUCGGGGAGAGACCGCUUAGAAACGCGCUGCAUCAGAAGAGCGGCUAUAGGACUGUCGGAACCCCCUCGACGCAGCAAUCUGCUGUGAAUUUUACCGGCGGCUCCAGCGUUCAGUUCUCUUCAGCGACGUUUCUCCCAUAUCUCGACCGCUCUACGGGCACACUCCAUUAUGGAGUAUCGUGUCGUGGCUGUGAUUGUGCAUAUCAGACUGCCAUGAAUGAUCCUGACGUCUCAUACGUCGAGCGCAUGGCGUUGUUUAGGCGCAGAGACCUAACUUACUCUCUUGACGGGUUUCUCUUCCAUCUGGAGACGUGUUCAGAAGGAAAGACCUUAUGGUCGAGAUCAGAUGCAUAAAGCCAAGACUUACGGAGCUUCAUAGGCCACUUUGCGACCUCCCCGCCACCUAAACUGCGAUUCCAGCUGGUCUUCGUGUUUCGCUUGUGCAGGGAUUGGACCUGAGAAUCGGAUUAGUUUGACCGAGGGGGUCCGAGGGACGGUUAGUUGCUAAUGGAUUAAAUCCAAGGUACGAAAGCGCUCAAUCCAGUACUUGCAACCCGAACUCCAGCUCUGUGAGGCGGAAGAGGGUAUUUCAUAUUGCUGCUAUAGAAGCAAUAAC
Guyanagaster necrorhizus is the source of this 1226-nucleotide messenger RNA. RefSeq lists its product as uncharacterized. NCBI's taxonomy places the organism in Eukaryota, Fungi, Basidiomycota, Agaricomycetes, Agaricales, Physalacriaceae. The coding region runs from base 65 to 964 and encodes 299 amino acids. Gene Ontology annotation, molecular function: protein binding. The transcript has 2 exons. The record is from RefSeq and is a predicted model, not a curated record.